Messenger RNA from Diachasmimorpha longicaudata, 3056 nucleotides. It is a transcript of the gene Clbn, whose product is annotated as Caliban. The record is from RefSeq and is a predicted model, not a curated record. The transcript is spliced from 6 exons. The coding region runs from base 99 to 2918 and encodes 939 amino acids. Gene Ontology annotation, molecular function: ribosomal large subunit binding; tRNA binding. NCBI's taxonomy places the organism in Eukaryota, Metazoa, Arthropoda, Insecta, Hymenoptera, Braconidae. Gene Ontology annotation, cellular component: RQC complex. Gene Ontology annotation, biological process: rescue of stalled cytosolic ribosome; ribosome-associated ubiquitin-dependent protein catabolic process.
CCAUUCUUCAACUAAUUCAGAAGGAAAAAGGAAUAAAGAGCCGAUAAUAAAAUGUCCAACUGUAAAUACGCUCAACUGCCACAUACGAUCAUAUCAUCAUGAAGACGAGAUUCGAUACCUACGACAUAGUAUGCUCUGUAGCAGAGCUGCAGAGAUUAAUUGGAAUGAGAGUGAAUCAAAUCUACGACAUAGAUCAUCGAACGUACUUGAUUCGAUUGCAGAGGAGUGAGGAGAAGGCAGUGCUCCUGUUGGAAUCUGGAAAUAGAAUACACACGACUGCAUUCGAAUGGCCAAAGAAUAUAGCACCCUCAGGAUUUUCCAUGAAGAUGCGAAAGCACCUGAAAAACAAGCGCCUCGAGGUCCUCCAACAAGUAGGUACUGAUCGAAUUCUGGACUUGCAAUUCGGUUCCGGUGAGGCCGCCUACCACAUCAUCCUCGAGCUCUACGACCGAGGAAACAUAGUCCUCACCGACCAUGAGUUAACAACCCUCAAUAUCCUUCGUCCACACACGGAAGCUGAUAAAAUUCGCUUCGCUGUUCGUGAGAAAUACCCCCUCGAUCGAGCCCAUACAACGACAAUGCCAGAGCCCCGAGUUAUCCAGGAGAAGCUCGCCUCUGCGAAGCGCGGAGACCCCUUGAAGAAAAUCCUGAACCCUUUACUCCAAUUCGGUGCGGCCCUGAUCGAUCAUGUUCUCCUGAAAGUAGGCUUUGGGGCUAAUUGCAAAUUAGGACAGGAUUUCUCUCUUGAGAAAGAUUUCGAUCGAGUAAUGGAGGCCCUUAGAAUGGCAGAUGAAAUUCUGUCGUCAGCUACUAAAAACCCUCCUGGAGGGUACAUCCUCCAGAAAAAGGAAUCGAAAGCCUCUCAGAAUGGGGAGGAGGAGUUCAUGAUGACAAAUAUUGAUUUUCAUCCGAUGCUGUUCGAGCAGUACAAAAGUCAACCCUUCAAGGAGUUCGAAUCGUUUGAUGCAGCUGUCGAUGAGUAUUAUUCGACCAUGGAGGGGCAGAAAUUGGACCUCAAGGCACUCCAGCAGGAGAGAGAUGCCCUGAAGAAGCUGGAGAACGUGAAAAAAGAUCACAGCCAACGACUCGUGGGGCUGGAGAAGACUCAGGAAGUGGAUAAACAGAAGGCAGAAUUGAUAACUAGAAAUCAGGUGCUGGUUGACAACGCCAUUCUGGCGAUUCAGAGUGCACUGGCAAAUCAGAUGGCUUGGCCAGACAUACAGGGUCUUCUCGAUGAGGCUCGCAGCCAAGGGGACCCAGUGGCCUCGGCGAUAAAACAACUCAAGUUGGAGACGAAUCACAUUUCUAUGAUGCUUAGUGAUCCUUAUGAGGAGUGUGAUGGGGAGGAGCUGAAACCGAUGAUUGUGGAUAUCGACCUGGCGCAAUCGGCCUAUGGGAAUGCAACGAGGUAUUAUAAUAUGAAGAGAUCGGCUGCUAGGAAACAGCAGAAGACUAUCGAGUCGCAGGGGAAGGCCUUCAAGUCAGCAGAAAAGAAGACGAAGCAAACGUUAAAGGAGGUCCAGGUGAUACACAGCAUCAAUAAGGCGAGAAAGAUCUACUGGUUCGAAAAAUUUUACUGGUUCAUUACUUCUGAGAACUACCUGGUGAUCGGUGGAAGAGACCAACAGCAGAACGAAUUGAUAGUCAAACGCUACCUUCGAGCUGGCGAUCUCUAUGUGCACGCGGAUUUAACCGGUGCCAGUUCCAUAGUGAUUAAAAAUCCCUCAGGUGACCCAGUCCCGCCAAAGAGUCUAGCCGAGGCUGGCACCAUGGCUGUCGCUUACAGUGUUGCCUGGGAGGCCAAGGUGGUCGCUGGGGCCUGGUGGGUACAUCAUGAUCAAGUUUCUAAGACUGCACCCACUGGAGAAUACCUGACUACCGGGUCGUUCAUGAUCCGAGGAAAAAAGAACUACCUCCCGCCCUGUCAGCUGGCUAUGGGGUUCGGGUUUCUAUUCAGACUCGAGGAGAGUUCUAUGGAGAGGCACAAGGGCGAGAGGAGAGUCAAAACUCUCGAAGAAGAUUCCCUGGUCUUGGAGACUGUCGAGGAAGAUAAAGAGAUUGUUAUUGAGGAUUCUGAUGAGGAAGAACGACUUGAGGGCAUCAAGGAGGAGAAUAUCGAUAGGUCGAGUGAUGAUGAGAAGUCACUCUUUCCUGAUACUCAGAUCAAAUUGGAUCUCUCUGGACCUUCAGUGAAAUUGGUUAUUGAUAAUAAGAGGCCUCUGGAGGAAAUACAGGAUCCGGAGGAAGUGUACCUUGGUGAUGACAAACCUGUGAAAGUGUCAUCGCGAAGAGCCUCAGUUCAAGAAAAACCAGGUCGACCCGCGGCAGAAAAGGCAGAGGGGGAGAAACCAAAGGAAACAAGUGGAUUGAAAAGAGGCCAGAGGGCAAGGCUAAAGAAAAUUAAGGAAAAAUACAAGGACCAGGAUGAGGAGGACAGAAAACUUCUCAUGGAAGUGUUGAAACCAGAUGGGGCAGCUAAAGAGGACAAACGAAAAAAGAACAAAAAUUCUCAGGGGCAGAAGGUACAGCAACGACAAAAGAAAACUGGAUCAGCUCCAAUCCAACAGAAGCCCCAGAACAUCGACAAUGACGAUGAGGACGUUGGACCUGCACCUGAGAUGGAUAUGCUGGAUCAGCUAACGGGAAAACCCGUCGAUGAAGAUGAAUUACUAUUCGCUGUACCUGUCAUUGCACCUUACGGUACACUGAACAAUUACAAAUUUAAAGUCAAAUUGAUGCCUGGAACUGGGAAAAGGGGAAAAGCCGCCAAGACUGCAAUUUCUGUCUUCUUGAGAGAUAAAACUAUCACAACUAGGGAAAAGGAUCUUCUCAAAGCUGUCAAGGAAGAGACCAUCGCUAGAAAUAUUCCAGGAAAAGUGAAAAUCAGUGCUCCACAAGUACAGAAGCAUAAAAAAUAGAAGUAUUACAAAGAUAAUAUUUUAUUUUGGUUUUAUCAAUACAAAAUUCUCAGGAACGUAUCAUUAUUGUAAAUACUGCUCAACAGUUAUCUCAAGAAAUAAAUGGAUAUACUCUGGAGUUACUCAAAUUUAUAACAA